This is a messenger RNA of Pseudozyma hubeiensis SY62, 1263 nucleotides long. RefSeq names its product NADH oxidase. NCBI's taxonomy places the organism in Eukaryota, Fungi, Basidiomycota, Ustilaginomycetes, Ustilaginales, Ustilaginaceae. The transcript has a single exon. The record is from RefSeq and is a predicted model, not a curated record. Bases 1 to 1263 code for a protein of 420 amino acids. Gene Ontology annotation, molecular function: oxidoreductase activity; FMN binding.
AUGUCGCACCUCGAAGUCCUCAAGAAGCCUGUCGUCUUCAACAACGGUCUCUCGGCUCCCAAUGCUACGCUCAAGAGCGCCAUGACAGAGCGUCUGUGCACUUGGUCCGACGACGACUUCAAGAAGCGUGGCUGGCCCACGCCCGAAUACAUCAACCUCUACAAGACCUGGGGUGAGGGAGAGAUCGGCACCAUCAUUCUUGGCAACAUCCCUUGCGAUGCUCGCUACCCGGAAGCCAAGAAGAACGCAUGCAUCGACCCUGAGAUCGCUUCGCACGACGAGUACGUCAAGGCCUACAAGCCCGUCAUCGAUGCUGCCGCUGCACACGGCUCGAUCGUCAUUGGUCAGGUCACCCACGCCGGUCGUCAAACCUCGGAUGAAGUUGCCCCCACCCCCGUCUCUUCGUCCGACGUACAGUGCCCUCCUGGCAUGGGCAUGACUUUCGGCAAGCCCCGCCCCUUGACCGUCGACGAGAUCCACGACAUUGCUCGCCGCUUCGGCUUCGCCGCCAAGGUCCUCUACGAAGCCAAGUGCAACGGCAUCGAGCUCCACGCCGCCCACGGCUACCUUCUGUCCCAGUUCCUUUCGCCCCGUGUCAACAAGCGUACCGACCAGUACGGUGGAGAUCUCGAAGGCCGUUCGCGCAUCGUAUUCGAGAUCAUCGAGAGCAUCCGCAAGGCCGUCCCCGAUCCCAAGUUCAUCAUCUCGAUCAAGAUCAACUCGGCCGACUUUGCAGAUGGUGGCUUCGACCCCGAAGAGUCGUUCACCAUGUCCAAGAAGCUCGAGGCUGCCGGCGUCGACCUCAUCGAGCUCUCUGGCGGUACCUACGAGAGCAGCGGAUUUGAGCACAAGAAGGAGUCCACCAUCGCCCGAGAGUCGUUCUUCAUCGAGUUUGCCGAGCGCAUCCGACCCAACCUCACAACUGCACGUCUCGCCGUCACUGGAGGUUUCCGCUCCGCUAAGGCCAUGGCCAAAGCCGUCGACGAAAAGUCGUGCGACAUUGUCGGUCUGGCCAGACCUCUUUGCGGUGAGCCCCACCUCGUCAAGAGCUUGCUCAGCGGCCAGCAAGACAAGGCGAGAGAUGUCCACCCGGAUCUGCCCCGACAGAUCGAGAUUGGCGCGUGCGUCGUACAACUCAACCAGAUUGGUCACGGUGCCACUCCUUGUGACACCUCGACUGCGGAGGGUGCCAAGUUUGCCACCGACGCCGUCAUGCAGCGCAAAGAACCCGAACACGGUGGCGAGAAGGACCAGAAACAGUAA